GACAAGCAAGAAUAAACAUAGUUGUUUUCUCAUCCGAAGUUGACCACCUUUUUAUCACAAUCGCCCUCGUCGAAAGCCAUACGGAACAUAUAGUCGAAAAUUUCUCCAUGGAAAAAAGGCCGAGAAAUGGACAAGUUGCCGAGUCUCCUAGGCUCACAAUUUGUCCUUGGUGAUGAAGAUCGCGUCUGGCCUCUCAGUGGCAGGAUAAGGGCUGCAGGAACAUGGAUGCCGAAAAGCGAAGAGCUAGCUAGAGUCCGUCCGCCCAUACGCACACGGCUAAGAGUCUCACGCUCUCCGCUAUCCGGCCUAUUCGUCAAUUUGAGACUGGAAGGGACAUGGUCUCUACUUUCGAGAACAACCACUCACCAUCUCCUCAAGCACGGUAUGCCAACCACCUCAUCCCGUACCCGAAUCCCCCGCGACAACUCCAUACGCCACUCUACAGCUGCCCAGACGGCUCAGAUCAACCAGCAAAGUAUGAUUUUCAGAAGCGACCACAACGCCCUGUUCAUUGUAUACGACUCUGCUUGUGGAAGCCUACGAGUCUGGCGUGGCGUCGUUGGCGCGACCGGGCGUUCGGCCAGCCGGGUACGAUGCGGCGGCGAUGAGCGGCAUGGACUUAGUGUUCGGACAGGACUAGCUGCAACAGCAGCGCAGCGAACGAGAUGUCUGAGAUGCGCGGUGAUGACGCUGGCGAUAUCAUUGUCAUGGUAGUGAUGAACACGAUGACGAGCAAGGCAGUCGGUCGCGGCGGACCUGGACAGCGGAGCCAAGCAAAAGGACUCCGCUCGCUUAAGGCUGCCGCCCCGCUCCACUCCACCCCACUCUUAACUCCGUGCUUCCAC
Aplosporella prunicola CBS 121167 is the source of this 845-nucleotide messenger RNA. RefSeq lists its product as uncharacterized. The transcript has a single exon. Bases 127 to 714 code for a protein of 195 amino acids. The record is from RefSeq and is a predicted model, not a curated record. Lineage: Eukaryota; Fungi; Ascomycota; Dothideomycetes; Botryosphaeriales; Aplosporellaceae.